UCCGGGCGGCGGUGUUCGCGCAAGGAGAGCGUGCUCUGAGAACUUGACAUGGCGGCAGCGGCGGCUACUGCGGCGACGAAGGGGAAUGGGGGCGGGGGGGCCCGGGCCGGGGCCGGGGAAGCUGGCGGCGCGCGGAAAAAGAAGGGCCCAGGGCCUCUGGCCACGGCGUAUCUGGUCAUCUACAAUGUGGUGAUGACGGCGGGGUGGCUGGUUAUAGCAGUUGGUCUGGUCAGAGCAUACCUGGCUAAGGGUAGCUAUCAUAGCCUUUAUUAUUCCAUUGAAAAGCCUUUGAAAUUCUUCCAAACUGGAGCCUUACUGGAGGUUUUACAUUGUGCGGUAGGAAUCGUUCCAUCUUCUGUUGUCCUGACUUCUUUCCAGGUGAUGUCAAGAGUUUUUCUGAUAUGGGCAGUAACACAUAGUGUCAAAGAGGUGCAGAGUGAAGACAGUGUCCUCCUGUUUGUUAUUGCCUGGACAAUCACAGAAAUUAUCCGUUACUCCUUUUAUACUUUCAGUCUAUUAAACCAUCUGCCUUACCUCAUCAAGUGGGCCAGGUACACACUUUUCAUUGUGCUGUACCCAAUGGGAGUGUCGGGAGAACUGCUCACAAUAUAUGCUGCUUUGCCCUUCGUCCGACAGGCUGGCCUGUACUCUAUCAGUCUACCUAACAAAUAUAAUUUCUCCUUUGACUAUUAUGCAUUCCUAAUUCUGAUAAUGAUCUCCUACAUUCCACUUUUUCCCCAGUUAUACUUCCACAUGAUACACCAGAGAAGAAAGGUCCUUUCUCAUACUGAAGAGCACAAGAAAUUUGAAUAGCUCCUGCUUCCUGCGCACCCCCAAAAAACAAACUUUUCAAUGACAAAAAAUGCUGCAGACUUUUUGAGUUCCCAAUACGUUUCAUAGAAAAUAAGUAAGAACUAUUUUUAAAAUAUUAAAAAAAAUAAAAACCAAAAUCCAGUGUCACACAGGCCUGGGAUUUUAUUUAAAACAACAGCAACAACAAACAACAACAACAAAAACUAUUACAUAAAACAUCCUGGCCGGUCCAUUUCAGCAUGCUCUUUCAACCAGAAGUUCCCAGUAUUUAUGAUGGUGCUGGAAAGGGAUUUGGCGUUUUAUAUCCUCCUGUUUCCUUCAUGUAUCUGAUAAGUAAAGAUCUGUAAUACUAAAUACUUGAGAGUUACAGUCUGAGUAAGGAAGUUGUACCAGCUGAAUGCCCAGCUUGCAGUAAGAGUUCUGUUCCAGUCUGCAGUGUGUUUCGCAUUCCCUUUUCAAAGUGCUUGACUGCAUGCUGGAAACUGUAUUUUUGAAGCGGCAAACUUUCUUGUCUGGAAUGUUAAGAAGUUAUGGCUGGGAUCUAUCUCCCCCUAUCUAAUGAAUGAAUUAUACCAUGUAUAUGUCCAUGAAGCUUUGGGGUAGUACCUGUAAUCUGAAAACAACUAGAACCCUUUUGUUUGUUUUCAGUUGAGUCGUUGCAGCCUGCCACUGAGAAACGUGCUCGAGUUUAAUAAGUAUGUGUACAUCGUAGAGAACGUAUCUUAUCUAGGGCUCAGCCUCAAUCAUAUUUUAACACAGUGACAGUUCUCAGAAAGGGAAAGCUCAAUUGCCAGUAAAUGACGAGUACCUUUCACCGUGUCAUUCUCAGAACACCUCUGAGUAAUGUAUUUACCCAUAGCUAUUCUCACUUCUGGACCCAAAGCCAGGCUAGUCACGUAAGGGGUAGAGAAUCUGUAAUUGAAAGCACAUGGAAGGUGUUACUUUAGAUAUGUAGACCUGAAGAACAUUUAGGAAUAGGUUUCUAUACCCUUCUUACUUUAUUUUUAAAUGUCCUUCAACUCUUCGGUUAGGAUCCUUUUCCUAAUUACGGUCCUGUGUAAUCCCCACCACCUUGUAAGUCCAGAGGUGGUGAAGUGCCCCAGUCGGGCAGACAUGAGCUAAAAGCGGUUCCCUCUCCCAUGUGUGGGAGCGGCCUAGAAAUACUUUGGUCAUGUGGACCAUAUCUAAUUGCCGUCAUGUUUUCAUACCAUUUAAUUGCUGAACUGUGCAUUUAAGACUCUUGAAGAAAGGGUUGAUGAAAAUGUAAAGCCCAAAUUCAGAUGUGCAUUAAAUUUUAAACACAGAAUGUUCUUUGUGGAUUCUUUUCUCCCCCCGCUUUUUUUAAAUCAUUGAUCUUUAAAAUUUUAAAGGCCUAGCUUACUAGCUUACUGAGUAGUUAUUUAAAAUAUAAUUGCUAAAAAAAAUAAAUAAAAAUAAAAUAUUGCUAAUAUCAGAAGAGUGUCAUAAUGGAAAACUUAUUUUUUAAAUUAGUUUUUAAAUUAUUUUCAUAGAAGCCUGAUAAUGAAGAUGAAAAUGAGAAGAAAGUAUGGAGCCUAAAAAAAAAAA
Molecule: messenger RNA, 2379 nt
Organism: Zalophus californianus (California sea lion)
Lineage: Eukaryota; Metazoa; Chordata; Mammalia; Carnivora; Otariidae
Gene: HACD2
Product: 3-hydroxyacyl-CoA dehydratase 2
Exons: 7
Coding region: 49-813 (254 amino acids)
Biological process (GO): sphingolipid biosynthetic process; very long-chain fatty acid biosynthetic process; fatty acid elongation
Cellular component (GO): endoplasmic reticulum membrane
Molecular function (GO): 3-hydroxyacyl-CoA dehydratase activity
Source: RefSeq, a predicted model, not a curated record